Molecule: messenger RNA, 2832 nt
Organism: Carlito syrichta (Philippine tarsier)
Lineage: Eukaryota; Metazoa; Chordata; Mammalia; Primates; Tarsiidae
Gene: ABCB6
Product: ATP binding cassette subfamily B member 6 (Langereis blood group)
Exons: 19
Coding region: 156-2681 (841 amino acids)
Biological process (GO): transmembrane transport; heme transport
Cellular component (GO): membrane
Molecular function (GO): ABC-type heme transporter activity; heme binding; ATP binding
Source: RefSeq, a predicted model, not a curated record
GUGGGCGGUGAGGCAGGGUCCACGUGCGUCCCCGCCAGCGACCCCGGCGGCGCCAUGACCCGAGACAUCCCGGUAUCCGGGACCUUCCCAGAGUAGCUGAUCCUGUUCUUCGGUUCCGCGGUGCCCGCAGCCGCGGUCUGCGUCCACGCAUUGCCAUGGUGACUGUGGGCAACUACUGCGAGGCCGAAGGGCCUGUGAGUCCGGCCUGGGUGCAGGAUGGCCUGAGUCCUUGCUUCUUCUUCACACUCGUGCCCUCGACGCUGAUGGUCGUGGGGGCUCUGGCCCUGGUGCCGGCUCUUCCCUGCAGGCGUCGGGAGCGGCCCGCUGGCACUGACUCGCUGUCUUGGGGGUCUAACCCUCGCGUCGCUCCCUACGUGCUGCAGCUGCUUCUGGCCACACUUCAGGUGGCGCUGCCCCUGGCCGCCUUAGCUGGCCGGGUGGGCACUGCCCAGGGCGCCCCGCUGCCAAGCUACCUACUGCUGGCAUCCGUACUGGAGAGUCUGGCCAGCGCCUGUGGCCUGUGGCUACUCGUGGUGGAACGGAACCAGGCACGGCAGCGUCUAGCGAUGGGCAUCUGGAUCAAGUUCAGGCACAGCCCGGGUCUCCUACUCCUCUGGACUAUGGCGUUUGCAGUUGAGAACUUGGCCCUAGUGUCUUGGAAUAGCCCACAGUGGUGGUGGGCAAGGGCGGACUUGGGCCAGCAGGUUCAGUUUAGCUUGUGGGUGCUGCGGUACGUGGCCUCUGCAGGGCUAUUUGUUCUGGGUCUCUGGGCCCCUGGGCUUCAGCCCCAGUCCUAUGCCUUGCAGGUCUGUGAAGAGGAACAAGAUGUAGAAAGGAGCCAGUCAGCAGACCCACAAUCUACCUGGCGAGACCUUGGCAGAAAGCUCCGCCUACUGAGUGGCUACCUGUGGCCUCGGGGAAGUCCAGUUCUGCAGCUGGUGGUGCUCACCUGCCUGGGGCUCAUGGGUUUGGACCGGGCACUCAAUGUGUUGGUACCCAUCUUCUAUAGAGACAUUGUGAACUUGCUGACUGAGAAGGCUCCUUGGAGUUCCCUGGCCUGGACUGUUACCACCUAUGUCUUCCUCAAGUUCCUCCAGGGCGGUGGCACUGGCAGUACAGGCUUCGUGAGCAACCUGCGCACAUUCCUGUGGAUCCGGGUACAGCAGUUCACGUCUCGACAGGUGGAGCUGCGCCUCUUCUCCCACCUGCAUGAGCUCUCACUGCGCUGGCACCUGGGGCGCCGCACAGGGGAGGUGCUGCGGAUCGUGGACCGGGGCACGGCCAGUGUCACAGGGCUGCUCAGCUAUCUGGUGUUCAACAUCAUCCCUACACUGGCUGACAUCAUCAUUGGCAUCAUCUACUUCAGCAUGUUCUUCAACGCCUGGUUUGGCCUCAUUGUGUUCCUGUGCAUGAGUCUUUACCUCAUCCUGACCAUUGUGGUCACUGAGUGGAGAACCAAGUUUCGCCGUGCUAUGAACACACAGGAGAAUGCUACCCGAGCACGAGCAGUGGACUCUCUGCUAAACUUUGAGACGGUGAAGUAUUACAAUGCUGAGCAUUAUGAAGUGGAACGCUAUCGAGAGGCCAUCAUCAAAUAUCAGGGUUUGGAGUGGAAGUCCAGCGCUUCCCUGGUUUUACUAAAUCAGACUCAGAAUCUGGUGAUUGGACUCGGGCUCCUUGCUGGCUCCCUGCUUUGCGCAUAUUUUGUCAGUGAACAGAAGCUACAGGUCGGGGACUUUGUGCUCUUUGGCACCUAUAUCAUCCAGCUGUACAUGCCCCUCAACUGGUUUGGCACUUACUACAGGAUGAUCCAGACCAACUUCAUCGACAUGGAGAAUAUGUUUGACCUGCUGAAAGAGGAGACAGAAGUGAAGGACCUUCCUGGAGCAGGGCCCCUUCACUUUCAGAAGGGCCGAAUUGAGUUUGAGAAUGUCCACUUCAGCUAUGCUGAUGGGCGGGAGACACUGCAGGACGUGUCCUUCACCGUGAUGCCUGGACAGACACUGGCUCUGGUGGGCCCAUCUGGGGCAGGGAAGAGCACAAUUUUACGCCUGCUAUUUCGCUUCUAUGACAUCAACUCUGGUUGCAUCCGAAUAGAUGGGCAGGACAUUUCACAGGUGACCCAGAUCUCCCUCCGGUCUCACAUCGGAGUCGUGCCCCAAGAUACUGUCCUUUUUAAUGACACCAUUGCCAACAAUAUCCGCUAUGGCCGUGUCACAGCUGGGAACAGUGAGUUAGAGGCUGCUGCUCAGGCUGCAGGCAUCCAUGAUGCCAUUAUGGCUUUCCCUGAAGGGUAUGAGACACAGGUGGGCGAGCGGGGACUGAAGCUGAGUGGCGGGGAGAAGCAGCGUGUUGCCAUCGCCCGCACCAUCCUCAAGGGUCCAGAUAUCAUUCUGCUGGAUGAGGCAACAUCAGCGCUGGAUACAUCUAAUGAAAGAGCCAUCCAGGCUUCUUUGGCCAAAGUUUGUGCCAACCGUACCACCAUCGUAGUGGCACACAGGCUCUCAACUGUGGUAAAUGCUGACCAGAUCCUUGUCAUCAAGGAUGGCUGCAUUGUGGAGAGAGGACGGCAUGAGGCUCUGUUGUCCCGAGGGGGAGUGUAUGCUGACAUGUGGCAGCUGCAGCAGCGGGGACAGGAAGAAGUCUCUGAAGACACUAAGCCCCAGGCUGUGACACGGUGACAGAAGUUGUGGCCACUUCCUUCUCAAAGGCUAACUCAGGGGAAUAAGAGAUGUGUUCUUUUAUUCAUCUUGGAGUUUGGUGCUAGCUAUAGUGAGGGAAAGGGCUUCAGAAAAGCACUUUUUGGGGAAAUAAAAGUAUGGACUACACAGG